Pistacia vera is the source of this 781-nucleotide messenger RNA. RefSeq lists its product as uncharacterized. Lineage: Eukaryota; Viridiplantae; Streptophyta; Magnoliopsida; Sapindales; Anacardiaceae. The transcript has a single exon. The record is from RefSeq and is a predicted model, not a curated record. Bases 99 to 641 code for a protein of 180 amino acids.
UAAUAUGCCAGUUGUUUUGGUAUAUAUCGGCCGACCCUGAUAAAGGAACCAGAAUUAUCUCUGAAAUCUUUGAUUAAUUUAGUCGUCUGUCUCCUUCCAUGGCUUCAUCGACUGGAGGUUUCCUCUUGGGGUUUUCAAUUUUCUUGGGAAUUCUCUCCGUUUCAACCACCGCAAGACCUUGCAAGACUCUAUUCAUCUCUUCUUACUCUUUCUCCUUCAAUCCCCAGAACCCUAACCCUAACCCUAACCCUAACUCUAACUCCGCGGGAUUCGUGACCGUUUUCACCGAAGUUCGCCAAUUCAACGAUUUUUCACAUAGGGCCUUAGUCUUUCUCGAUCGUCCGAUUUUCCCCACAGUCGAUGAUGAACCUCAGAUCCAAGGGCCACAGCGGCGCGUUGUACCGUUGGGUUAUGACUUCUCUUCUCUCCGCGAUCGCACUAAGGAUAUUUUGAGCGUUGUUGUCGCUUUGCUUUUCGGUGUUGGGUGUGGUGCUCUUACUGCUGUUACCAUGUACUUGGUGUGGACCCUCUUUGCCAGCCGUAAUUCCUUUGAUGAAUUCAGUGAUGCUGAUGCUGAUGAGGAUGAUCUUAGCCUUAAGAAGAUGGGAUACGAGAAGAUUCCAGUUAAGGAAGCAGCGUGAGGUUUUUUUUUUUUUAAUUGUUAUUACUAGUAAUAUGUGUGUUUUAUUUUAUCAUCUCAACUUGUUAUUAAACAUGUUAUGCUUUGUGGAUUGUAUUUUAUCAACCUACUAAUGGUUAAUAUCAUCUAUUGCUUCUUGUU